Camellia sinensis is the source of this 1380-nucleotide messenger RNA. RefSeq lists its product as uncharacterized. The record is from RefSeq and is a predicted model, not a curated record. Lineage: Eukaryota; Viridiplantae; Streptophyta; Magnoliopsida; Ericales; Theaceae.
AUAUAGGUACAUCUCUCUCUCUCUCUCUCUACAUAUAGAUUUUCUCUCUCUCCGCCACCCUCUCACAUCUCCCAUUUCCUUCUCUCUCUACCUCACCUCUCUCUCUCUCUCUCUAGCUGUGCUGUGUCUAAGGCGACGCGAGAUGACAACAGACGACUGGUUGACGGCGGCGUUAACCGACGACGCGAUGGUGGUGGAGCUGUUGUUUCGGUUGAGACACUCAUCGGAAUCGUUCGCAUCGCCGCCGCCGCCGCUGCGGUGGGGACACCGCCAGCGGCGGUCGAAACCGGCCGCAGCGAGGAAGGACCGCGACUCGAUGCGGUGCAGCCCGACGACGCCGCUCUCCUGGAGCUGCGGCACCGGCGACGGAAGCAGCGACGGUUGCGACGAGUCCAGCAGACCAUCAGAUCGGUCCUCCGGCGGCAGAUCUAAGGGUUCUUUUACUGGUGACACCACUGCCACUACCACCGGUGCCACCAAUAAGCGAUCAAGAAAAAAAAAGACAUUUGCUGAACUUAAAGAGGAAGAAAAUUUGCUGCUGAAGCAAAGGAUAAAUUUGAACAAGGAGUUGGCAACCUUACGUGUAACAUUUAAUGAACAAAAAGCCAGAAGCGAUCAUUUCAAGAGAAUCAAGCUUGAUCUACAUUCACAAUCAGCAAAUAAGAUGGCUGCUGCUGCUGCAGAUGAUCUGAAGGCCGCAAAUUCCCAUCAACAACCCAAUUUGACUGAAGCUUCUACUCUCCACCAUAUUCCAGCCUCACCAACAAUUACCAUGCACGGUGAUCGCCCAGCACCUGAUUCCUGCAAAGUAGAAAAGGAAGUUGAGACCAGGGAAAGAUGCUUCGUUCUACCUGAUCUAAAUACAACGCCAUCUGAAGAGGAUUCUGGUGACGAGAGUUUAUAUGGAUUCAGCUGAUGAAAAACAAUGUUGCUGUUUCUCAAAUCUAAAGCAAGUGGCUGUGGUUAUUAAAGGGCGUGUUCGUUGAAUAGAGUUGGUCCAGUGAUCCUGAAUUUGCAUGUGGCAGAGGGGCUGCUUGUAAGUAUAACACAUCUUCUCGGGAAAAGCUGGGGAUAAAAUGACUCUACAAUAUACUCGAAUUGCCAAAUAUUUAGAGGCAUAAAGAAGCUGAGUCGUCCUGAAGAAGGUUUUUAGGGGUAGUUUAGAGAUCCUAGUAGUUUAGACAUGUCUGAAAUUUUGAUGUUUUUGGAGGCUUCUUCUAUGUUUGGGGAGUAAAUUCUCAUUACUUCAAGUUGUGAAAUAUGUCAAAAAGACAUAAAUGUUUCUUUAUUCUUUUGUUGGUUACACAUUUGUCAAAGACUUUUGAAGAGCAGUAGAGGACCUUAGUAUCUACUCUUCACCUAACAAGUUGGUUUGUUGCA